Molecule: messenger RNA, 6948 nt
Organism: Cataglyphis hispanica
Lineage: Eukaryota; Metazoa; Arthropoda; Insecta; Hymenoptera; Formicidae
Exons: 8
Coding region: 955-2475 (506 amino acids)
Source: RefSeq, a predicted model, not a curated record
AUAUUUUUUUUCGCGAGUGUAUCGGUCGUCGCGUUCUUCUUUUCGAUUGAUAUUUUCAGCGAAGUUAUUAAGAGAUACGGUAAUAUAUCGCGUUAAAUAAACGUAAGAAAAUAUAUCGCAGGUGCAUAUAAUCGAUCGUUUUUCGCUAGUUCCGAGAUUGCACGUAAAAUAGUGUUCGAUAUAUCAUAAUUAAAUUCCUCCACGAGUGUGUCGGUUGUCGCAUAUAUUUCUCUUCGGUAUUUCCUUUUUUUGUUACAUAAAUAUAUCGCGAGAAGCACAAUCGGUUAACCGCGAUCGCGAGGAAAAUUGUAUCCGGCAUAUUAUCGUUAGAUUCAUUCGCGCGAGUGUGUCGGUCGUCUUUUUUGCUAUAUUUCUGACAGAAUUAGAGAAGAUACAUAGUGCAUAGUCCUUCCCAAUCGCGUGGGAAAAUUUGUCCGCCAUAUUGAAGGUAAUUCGCGCGCGAGUGCGUCACGUGUUUGUCCUCGUGCUUUCAACGAAUCUGUCAGAAAGUACGUCGGAGGGCGCGAUCGGCAAUCUACUGUUUUCGAUCACGUUUGGUAUUGCGUCACGUCAGCCAUAUUGAAAUUGGAUUCGCGUGCGAAUGUGUCGGUGGUCGAGUUUUAUCGAUAUUUUUCUUGAUAUUUUCAUCGUUGUCAUAAUAUAUCGCGGGGAUACAAUCGUUUUCCGCUAGUCCCAAUCGCGCGUGAAAUUGUGUCCGUCAUUUUAUAAUCAGAUUCGUGCGGGAGUGAUUGUGUUGGUCGUCGCAUAUUUCUCUCUUUGGAUUUCAAGGAGCUUUUCUGCAAAAUCGAGAAACGAAGUCAGCAAUUUCUACUACAUUUGCUAUAUAACAGGUCACGUACGUGAAAAGUCUUAAAGACUUUUAGUCAAUCGUCAAUCUUUGACUGGAAAGGACCUACGUGAAGAUCGAAAUUAUUAUGAAGAGCAUCCCGUGUUAUGAACAACGAGAAAGCCGCCAAGCUGGCGAGUCUAACGAGCUGCGUGUCGACGAUGAUGGACGACGAGGAACAGGAAGAACUCCGCUGCACCGGCAGCGACGUCGAGAUCGAGGAGUACACCGACACCGAGGAGUCGCCAUAUGUCGCUUAUCAGGCCGGUGGCGAUAAACUGUUCGAUACCGAUCGCGAAAACUGGCAGAAGUUUCGCUUCCUAGCCACCCUCAUGUCCGUCGCGAUAUCAGUUACCGUCCUCGUUAUCACGUAUCCGCUUUAUCUCGAAAGCGUUGCCGUUGUCUCCAGCGCUUACACAGGACUCCUUUUCACUGCCCUGUGUUCCGCCUGCAUUUUGGGGAUGGUGUACUUUAUCGUGGACAAAGUGUCGCCGCCGCCGCCGCUGAUACCGAACAGUAUGCGAGUCAGGAUACCCCGCUGCGGCCUGAUCAAAAUAAGCACUCUAUAUGCUCUCUCGGGCAUCCUAGUCACCCUAUCCCUCGACCAGAACAGAGUAUUGUGCCACUUACAGGACCCAAUAAAGGGCAUUACUCUCGUCUUUUCCCUCGUCUAUUACUUCUUCUUUUGUCGGAAAAUGAUGAGCCUGCAGCGAAUAUUCUCGAGCACGACCAUAAUAGUGGGUCUAUUUAUAAGCGUCGAUUAUGGUCUCUGCGAUGAGUUUCGUUGUCGUGGACGGGAAGUUUCCUCGCAUUCGACUGCAACUGGUAGAGGAUCCUGGGGCAUCCGGGCAGUCUGGACGUUCGUUUACGUGGGCGCCCUCGCUAUCUUCGCCAUGUUUUACACCUUGCUUGAGCGACAUUACACCACCGGGCAAAACGUGUGUCAAAUGUUGACGACACAGCACAACUCGUUCUUGUACACGGUGUCUCGUCUGGUGUCCUCUCGCGAUAUUCGUCGUCGUGGCUCGGAGGAGGAGGGUGGUCGGCUGCUACACGUAACCGAUCCAGAUCCCACGAUAAAACCAAAAAGUUACCCCAAGCCACCAGUGAUGCAAACUCUCUUUUACAUACAUGUCAUCGCUUUUUUUGCCAUUUUGACGUUCUGCUGGCUCGACACUUUGCCCGGCAUCGGUAGGGGUUUAUCGCCCGUAAAGUUGUACCAUACCAUCGAGCAGGGACUGAUAUGCCAUUUUAAAGGCGGCAAACUAUGCUCGAACGUAUCUAGUCACGGAUGGACUUUUCUAUUUGCUUACAUCGUCUUCUCGAUCUCGAUGCUCAACUUCUUGUCUUUGUGCGAAAGUGCAGUGUUUAGCGUGGCCACCGCGACUGUGUCGCUUCCAUUGUCUGGUAUCUGGUGGAGUAUUUACAGGAUGAAUGUCGACAUACAUGGAGGUUUCAUCUCCUGGUCGCCAGGAGUGACGGGUGAGCUGAUCUGCGCCUUGCUCGGUCUUCCCGUUGUGCUACUGGGUCUCGGUUUGCUCGUCCGAUCACACUUCAGAGACACUCAGCUUCCUUACCAGACCAUUCAACCGCCCGAUAUUCAGCCGCAUGAGCCUUGUCAUAGAUGAAUCUGUUUGUAUCAUUUGGUAUGGCCGUGCCACCAGAUCCAUACUAACGGUGAUCCAUACAAAUGAAUUCUGAUUGAUUCGAUAGAAUGAUGAAAUAAAUCGUUCCUUCACGUCAAAUCGAUCAGAACGAACGACGUAAAUGAGAUAAAGUUCAUCGAGUCGGAAUAAUAAUGUUAUUGUUGUAUACUUGACAGAUAUAUUUUGUCGACUGUUUUCAGAAUACAUCCGAUGUUCUUCCUUCAAUCGCGAGAUCACGAAGGUAAAAUCUCGACUCGCAUUUACAUUUUGCCAAUUUGCAUACAAGAUUACAAAUUUUACCAAUGUCAGUUAUCUUUGAUUGUAAUUAACUAAUUUUCUUUUUUUUAGAAAUAGGAUCAGAAGAAAAAUAAAACAAAAGAAAAAUAUUAAAUUUUCUAUUAUAGAUAUCUAUUACUAAAUCAAUAUAUCAUAUAUUUUAUUUAUUUAAAUUGUAAUCAUUGUUACACAUACAUUGUGUGUGUAAAUUAAUCGCCGAUAUUUAAUUAAGAUUGAAAUCAACGUGGCAAGAAUGAUGUAAAAAUUAACAAUAAUUGAACUGACAUUGGUGAAAAAUGGCCGAAGAUUUUUGAACGGCUAUAUUGUGUUAAAUGCAAUUUAUACGCUCGCGUGUCCGCAAAAUUCAUUUUUUCAAAUGUGGAGAAAUAAGAUUGCGGCGAGCGCGCGUUUUUGUGAUAAGGAAUAGCACCCAUAUAACUUCCCUUUUCGUAAAAAAAAAAUAAAUGCAUGGAAAAAGAAGGAGAGCGAUGAAUAUUUCUUAUGUAUUUGCCAAACGUAAACGCGCGCGCGCGUGAAACGUUAUAGCGAUUUAUAUUUUAUUUUGAUAUAAGAGAUGUUUUAUAUAUUUUUUUUGAAGAAUUUCAAACUACACGUGUAUUGAAAAUUGGGUGUAGAAAUAUAAGCGGAAAGUACUUUUUAGCUGCGAAUCUGUGUGCACAGGAGCUCCUUUAGCUAAGAAUAUUGCACUCUUAUUUAGUUUCCGAUCUCGAACAUGUUCAUUAUUGGGAAAAAAAAUCUAGAAGAUAUGAUAUAUUUUUAAUUAUUUGUCUAGUCAUUACGAGCGUUUCUUCUUCGUUAUUUAAAACACAUGUUUUUUUAGAAUAUGUAACUUUCAGACGAGACAUUGAGAAAGAGAAAAUCGAAUUGAUAUAAAUCUAUUACAGUUUGUCGUUAUAAAUUGGAGAAGUUUAUUGAGCUGAAUUUGAAAUGACACGUUGGCAGUCAUAAGUCAAUUUAGAUAAUCUUUGUUAAAUUAUCUGCAAAAGUUUAUUAGACGUAGUAUUGAAUAAAUGUUAGAUAUAAAUGUUAUGAAAAUAGAAAGUAGAGAUUUUCUCGAUAAAGUAGAAUUAUUGAAAAUUGAAUCGUCGACAGUUUAAAUUUUCCGAUGAUUCACGAUUAUGUGUUUUAUAUUUAAUUGAGCCAGUUUCCUGCAACAUUUGCAGUUCCUGUGCGCGCGGAUUGUAUGCGAUAGAGCGUAGUAUAUGUCGCUUAAACUUACAAAAAGAUAGUACUAUAUCUACUGCACAAAUUUGCAGCCUCCACUUCAGCGUAUCUCCUCUACAGUGGGGGGAGAAUACCAAAGUGGUAAGCGCGCGAGCGAGAUACGCGUGCGUAUGUGUGUGAUAUUAUCUCUCCACGACGUUCCACUAAUGCGAUAGAUAUUAUUCUAUCGCAAACUUUAGCGCACAAACUGUUACGAACUAGUACAUCCUGACCGUGCGCAAAUAACGUUUGCCCUGUAAAACUUCAUCGCGGAUGAAAAGUUUCCAAAUCGCGUUAACCGCCCGUUUACGAUGCGCCGUUAACAAGAAUUCCCAACAAGGCAUGUCUUCCGUCUCGUCAAUCAGAGUGCCAAUUACGAUUAUACAUUCCUUCCUAGUUUUAUUUUUUUUUUAUUAUUUAUAUAUAUAUAUAUAUAUAUAUAUAUAUAUAUAUAAUAUACGCAAUUAAAAUUAUGUAUUUAUAUAUUACAUUUGAAAAUUUUCUAUUUUUGUUUGGAUUACUUUUAUUUUUGUGAGAUUCUUUAAUAUUUUAUUAUAAAUUUUCUGCCACUUUUAUAUUUUUUCUAGCUUUAUCUUUGAUAAACUGCUAUAAAUGUGUGUAGUUUUAUAUUGAGAUAUUUCUCUUGCAAGAUUUUUAUAAAUUCUAAAUAAUUCUUUAUAAUACAGAAAUAUUUUAUUUAUACAUUUUUAUGACUGUAAAAGUAAUUUGUAUUUUAUUAUUCUAUUUUAUCCUAUAUUAUUUUUACUUUAACAAGAACAAAAGCAAUCCAUAGAAAAUUCUUGUAACAUAACUACAUAAUUUUAAUUGUAUUUAUUAUAUAUGUACAAGCAUAUCUAUAAAAAAAGAUACAUAAGAUGUAUGAUUAAUUUUUUUUUUAAUUUCUUAAAAAUUCUUUUUUAACCUGCAUAUGUUUUUAUUGUUUUUUAAAGACCAUAUUUGUUGCUUGUCGCAAACUUAAAUUUAACUCUUUACUCUAUCUUUGUACUUAUCCUUUCCAAAAUGAAAUCAUUAAGUAAUCAAACGUUUCUGAAAGAACAAAAGGAAAAAUCAAAAGUUCAAAAGCGGCUCAGAGUGAUGAAUAGACGAAAAAAUGAUUAUUUGUGCCAAAAGUUACGAGUCUUGAAUGAUUCGACUUGAGCUAAAUGUAUUCAUGCGUUUGCAUAUAGUGGUUGCAUUACUAUUUUGAAAGAAUAAUGAUAAUAAUAACAGUAAUAACAAUACAUAUGUAAGUGUCGUUAUUAUACAUAUAUUUGUCGUAUGUCAAAAAUGACACGCGGCAUAGUUUGUUGGCAGCGAUUAAUGAAUUCAGGCUGUAAGUUAAUUAGACCGUAAGUCAGAGAGGGAAAUAUUAACUUUGUUGGAAAUAUGUCAAUAUCGUAUUCUAUAUAUAUAUAUUGGAGGGAAAACAGUUAUACGUCCACAUUUUUUACAAUAGCAGUAAUAGCGUUUUAAAAGAAAGUAAUUAACAGUUGACUGAGUGCAACGAUAAUAAAAUUAGAUGCGCCACUCUCUCCGUCUCUCAGUCUCAGUAGCUUCGCCUAUUAUAAAUCGACUACCAUUGAAUGUCGUAGUAAUAGUCUUCUUAACAAAGUUGAUUAUACUCUUGUUUAGCAUAAAAAUAACUAAACUGAUUGAAGUCUUUGGCGCAAGAAAAAAAGCAGCAAAUCCAUUUUACAUUUCUUGUUUUCUUUUCUAGAGCUUUUAACAUUUCUUUAUUUCAACAAAGAUCAAUAAAUAACUUUUUAUUUGCUAUUUUUUAAUUUUUAAUAUAUAUGGCUCUGCUUGAUAGUCUUCACAUUAUUUCUCAAGAUGUAGUUUUUUAUAAAAUUGGUAUUUAAUUCUUCUUUGUUGCGCCAGAGCUUUCAAUUUCAAACGUGUACAAUAACAAAUUUCUCCCCCAUAUACUUUCUACAUAUAUACAUAUAUGUUAUAUAAUAUUCUACAUAUUUGUUAACUCUUAUAUAUUCAAAUGCAUGUGCGGCAGUUAAUGUAAUAGAGAUUCGAUAAUUUAUUUAUAGACGCCAAUAUACGUCGCACUUAUAUAUAGCAUAAAAAAAGUCAAGAAUUCAGAUGAAGGAAUUGAAGUGCAAUUUAAAAUAUUGUUAAAUCGGUGUUUUUCCUUUGUCUUUAACUGAUUCCACUAACGAGAUCUUAAUGAAAUAAUAUUUAAUUUAUGGCGCAUUUCUCCCAUACAUAUAAUCAAGUAUCAAAAUGCAAUAAUUGAAACAUUAAUUUUCGUGUUACAAUUUCGUAUGGAGAUAUAUGUUUGAUCGAUUUUUGCAAUAAACAGCACUUUCAAUUUUGAGAUAUUUCAUUAUAAUGCAAAACUUUGCUGCGUCGUUUUCGCGUUUCUUUCAGAAUCUCGACGCUUUAUUGAAUAUUUAUUAUAUAUUGGGUGUCUUCCUAAUAACGUAUUGCGCAGAGUUCUAAUCGUCGCACUUUUAGAGAAAAUUAAUAUACGCGAUAAUCAUUGAGUAAUUAUUGAGAGUUUCUCGAAUAUGGAAACAAAUAUCAUAAGCAAUAGAUUAAUUAUUUCCAUAUAAUAAUUCCGUCGUCGGUUGUCAAUAUCCGCAAAAUCGCGGAAGCCACGUUACAUUAUUCGCGUACGACUGUUAUCGUUUUUUUGUGGUUUUGUCGAAGUAUACUUUUAGACGUAAUCGCGACAAUUGCGAUCCAGUCAAGAUGUUGUGAAUUGUGUCGAGAAUAAUAUACAUUAUUUAUUGGCCGAUAUUGCGCUUGCAGUUAGUUACGGAUAUCAGGUUGCAUCGUAUAAUUUUGCGUGAAAUUAUUUAGGAAUGAAAAAACACAAUUUCACUCAAAAUUAUGAUGCUGUCACGCAUCGUAGCCUUGAGCGUCCAGUCACAAAUAUGAUAUAUUAAAUGUAUUGAUAUAUAUACACAUCUAUAUAUAUAUAUAUAUAUAUAUAUAUAUAUA